Molecule: messenger RNA, 2520 nt
Organism: Alternaria burnsii
Lineage: Eukaryota; Fungi; Ascomycota; Dothideomycetes; Pleosporales; Pleosporaceae
Product: fre ferric reductase-like transmembrane component
Exons: 2
Coding region: 1-2520 (839 amino acids)
Biological process (GO): copper ion import; iron ion transport; intracellular iron ion homeostasis
Cellular component (GO): plasma membrane
Molecular function (GO): ferric-chelate reductase activity
Source: RefSeq, a predicted model, not a curated record
AUGCCGGUCAUUCGGGAAGCUCUCGUGGAGCGGACGGGUGUGGCCAUGGAGCAGCUGGGCGUGGUAGUGUCACACGCCGAGCGAGACAUUGUCGAAUCGGUCUCAGCAUUACUACGACGUGUGAACAUACCAUUCAGCAGCACAAGCCCAGCUGGAUUGAUAGAAGCCAACACCGUCGAUCCAUGGAACAAAAGCGGCAAAUAUGCGCUCGCAUAUAUCUACUUUUGUAUACCUCUGCUGGUCAUUGCAGCCCUGAUGCGAUACUAUCAUCUAUUCACGGAUAAGAUCCGGACAGCACUACACCAAGAAGAGGUAUUACAGUCCUCGACGACAUCCUCUCCCGACACAGAUUACGAGAUGUCGGUACUUGAUACUGACAAGUCCACCAUGAAGUUCUUCCCACGCGAAGGCCCGCUACCCAGUGCGCCAAAACAACAAUCCAGCGUUUCUUCUUUCGGGCCGAUCAACAACAUUAUAGCGUUUUUCCGGUUCAUCUUCUACCGGCCGAUUCCACAGAUCAGAGUCAAGAAGGGAUGGAGGCCAAUCGUGUUCCCAUCCUUGGCUGUUAUUGUGAUUGUACUUCUAGCCUUGCUCCUGGGAGUCCUCUACUGCACCCUUCCGCAGCCGCUAUUCUGGGACAGUAUCGCUUAUGGCUCACCUCCAUUGGCAGUUCGCUCCGGCAUGAUGGCUGUGGCACUGAUGCCAUGGAUCGUGGCACUUGCGACUAAAGCGAACCUAAUCUCAAUGGUGACGGGCAUCAGCCACGAGCGAUUGAAUGUGUUCCACAGAUGGGCAGCAUAUAUUUGCCUCGUGUUGAGCAUCUUGCACACUGUACCCUUCUACGUCACUCCAGUCUGGGAGAAGGGUGCACAUCAGGCAUUCCAGCAGCUGCUCAAUCAACAGAGCGGAAUGUACAUCUACGGCACUGGUAUCGCAGCACUCGUUCCCUUGUGCUUCCUCUGCACGCAUUCGAUUGCGCCCCUACGCCACCGAAUGUACGAACUGUUCGUGGCACUGCACGUGCCCGUUGCCAUUGUCUUCCUCGGAAUGAUGUUCUGGCAUUGCAACAACUACCUAACAUCAUGGCACUACCUGCUUUCCACUUUAGGCAUCUGGCUACUGUCCUACUUCAUGCGGCUGUUCUAUCUGAAUUGGACUCGUCCAGGUCAACUGUCAUGGCUUAUUGGCGACGAGGCCGCUGUGACGCUUAUGCCAGAGAACGCUAUCAAGAUCACUAUUCCAACCCGAAUGCGGUGGAGACCAGGACAGUAUGUUUAUCUUCGCAUGCCUGGUAUCUCAGUGUUUGAAAACCACCCCUUCACCAUCGCUUCACUAUGCAGUGAGGACUUUCCUUCUGAAUAUGGCGAGGGCUACCGGGACAUGGUUCUCGUCUUCCGGCCGUUCGGUGGUUUCACAAAGAAGGUUCUUCAGAACGCUCUCGACCAUGGCCCAUGGCACACAUAUCGUGCCUUCGUCGAUGGUCCAUAUGGAGGUAUGCAACGGCGCAUUGAAGCCUUCGAUGACGUCGUACUCAUUGCAGGAGGUAGUGGCAUCACUGCCAUUGUCUCGCAGCUGCUCUCUCUUAUCAAGAAGAUGCGCGAUGGCAAAGCUGUCACGCGCAAAAUCCAUGUGAUAUGGGCCCUCAAGCGUCCUGAAACCAUGGAGUGGUUCAAGGAAGAAUUGCGCAUCUGCCGUGAAUAUGCGCCACCCGAGGCCGUACAGUGUCAAUUCUACAUCACCGCUGCGAAACGUAACCCAGCUGGUGGACUUGUCAGCGCGAAAACACCUACUCGUCCAGUGUCGCUGUACUUUCACGACAAGGUCAACGAUGCUUUCCAGAACAUUGCCGACCACCGCCUUUCGGGUGUCUCCUCAAAGCGACACUCCGCUCUCAUCCGCGAUGAAGCGCAGGGAGAUCCUGAAAAGGAGUCUGAGCUGCGUCGCGAGAAUGAAGAUAGUAUUACGGCACUUCCUCAGGCGCACAUGGUCCCCGUCAAUAGGGGCCACCUCGCACCACCACGCUCAAGCUACAACAGUGGGCGAAACUCUGCCGAAUUAGCAGACAGCUCGAACCCGGAUAUGAUAGCGCCUGCGCCACGUGGCCUUGCUGCUCGACGUCAAGAGCGCAACCUCUCUCUGGACAUCAAUCAAGCCGUCUCCGCAGGCUCCGGCGCCAUAAAUCCGGACAUAAUCCACAAUCCCACCGAAGGCGCCCAGGGCUUCGAUUUUGGCUUCCCAUCAACACCCACUGAGUUCCAAAAGAACCUGAUGCGUUUUGCAUUCCUGCCUGCAGCUGUCAAGAAAAAGGACGGCUGGAGCACUGAAUAUGGACGCCCGGAUAUACCGUAUUUACUCAAAGGACUAAGCAAAAACUUUGGGCGCAGAACGUGUGUGUUUGUUUGUGGGCCACCCACCAUGCGCAUUAGCGUGAGUGAGACGAUUGCGCAAAUGCAGAGGAGUGUAUGGAGUGAUAGUGGGCGGGACGAGAUUUUUCUCCACGCCGAGAACUACGCCUUAUAA